Messenger RNA from Salarias fasciatus (jewelled blenny), 688 nucleotides. It is a transcript of the gene rnf122, whose product is annotated as ring finger protein 122. Gene Ontology annotation, molecular function: ubiquitin protein ligase activity. Gene Ontology annotation, cellular component: nucleus. Bases 189 to 656 code for a protein of 155 amino acids. The transcript has 6 exons. NCBI's taxonomy places the organism in Eukaryota, Metazoa, Chordata, Actinopteri, Blenniiformes, Blenniidae. Gene Ontology annotation, biological process: ubiquitin-dependent protein catabolic process. The record is from RefSeq and is a predicted model, not a curated record.
UCCAAGUUACGAGAUAAAGCGCCUCUCACGACCUGUUUUCUGGUGCUAUUGUCUCUCUCGCCCCGGCUCCGGCUCCGGCUCCGGCUCCGCCGCCGCGGUCCUCCGUCCUCCCUCCCUCCCUCUGCACGGGCGGCUUGUUGGUAAACACGGAUCGGAUCCCUCCGGCGAGGACUCCCUCCGGUGCAUUGAUGCACCCGUUUCAGUGGUGUAACGGCUGCUUCUGUGGUCUGGGACUGGUUUACUCCAACAAGUCGUGCACCAUGCCGCCCAUAACCUUCCAGGACCUACCUCUCAAUAUCUACAUGGUCAUAUUUGGGACAGGCAUCUCUGUCUUCAUCCUGAGCCUCAUCUUCUGCUGUUAUUUCAUCAGCAAACUACGACACCAAGCCCAGAGUGAGCGGUUUGGAUACAGAGAGGUAGUUUUAAAAGGAGAUCCCAAAAAGCUGAGCCUCCACGGGCAGACGUGUGCCGUGUGUCUCGAGGAUUUCAAAGUGAAAGACGAGCUGGGAGUGUUGCCAUGCCAACAUGCUUUCCACAGGAAGUGUCUGGUAAAGUGGCUGGAGGUGCGCUGCGUCUGUCCCAUGUGCAACAAGCCCAUCGCCGGCCCCCCCGAGCAGCACCACAGCAUAGGGACUCUGCUGGAUGAACUGGUCUAGCCCUGUCAAAGCCCUGCAAGCCAGCAAGUGAU